AUGCAGAAGAAGCCACCAUUGCCGUUGACGGCAUUCAUUGGUGGCCCAACGCUCAUCCACGCUUCUCAAUCGGCGAUCAGUUCGAGUAGCAGCAGCAGCAUUGGCAGUGGAAUGUGUUUUCCUAGCAGUAAAAGUGGUGGUGGUGGAGGCGCAAGCGGCGGUGUUGGUGGAGGUGGCGGCUCGGGGGAGAAACAGCGGGAUCGUCAUGAUGGGGGAGGAGGAGGAUUGUGCGGCUGUCACAAGGCGCCCAAAUCACAUUGCAUAUCGGCGACAGGUGUUCUUCUGCUCUUACUUCUAUACACCGCCAUGGGAUCCAUUAUUUUUGUCACACUAGAAGGUGAAUUGGAGGAUUCCAGUUCGCUUGAAACAGCAGUCGCAGCGUCGAAAAAAUUCCCACGCACUGAACUCGCCAAUGAACAAAUAAGAUCACGCACCGUUGAUCGCUUGUGGUCGAUUACCGAGGAUUUGAAUAUUUUAUACAAAGAGAAUUGGACACGUUUGGCCGCACAGGAGGUGCAACAUUUUCAGGAGACCUUGCUGCGCGCCGUACGCCAAUCGAAACUCUAUCAACCUGGCGAACCAAUGAAUCCACCCACACACAAGUGGACUUAUGCAUCGGCGUUUCUUUAUUCAUUAACUUUAAUUACAACAAUAGGUUACGGCGGCAUCUCGCCGCGCACCCAAUGGGGCCGCAUUGCCGCCCUCAUCUACGCGCUCUUCGGCAUACCCAUCGUUCUGCUCUAUCUAUCCGCCAUGGGUGAGGGCCUUUCGGCCGGCAUGCGUUGCCUUUUUCGCAAAGCGCGAUCCAAAAGCGCUGUCAGUAACGGGAGUGGCAGCGGCGGCGGCAAUAGUGGUAGUAGCGGCAGCGGGAAUGGCGGUUCUAAUAGCGGCAAUGGUAAGUUACCACCAAAUGAUAGCGGCAAGAGCACAAACAAGCAUUAUCAUCACAGCGGCGGCAGCAGUGGGAAGUUGCAUCCUGCGGCUGCUCAUCACUAUGGACUGCCAAAGUCUGCCUAUCAUCACAGUAGCUCAGUGGCUAUGGGUAGCCACUCUUCGGCGCAUGGUCCCAGCGUACCCAUUUCCAUUUGCGUAAUGGUGCUGGUAUGUUACGUCGCCUCGGGCGCGUUGCUCUUCCACAAGUUGCAAAACUGGAGCGUACUGGAGGCGCUCUACUUCUGUUUCACGUCGCUGGGCACAAUUGGUUUCGGCGAGUUGGCGCCCACUGGUAAUCUCACGCUAUAUCUUGCCUCCGCUUACAUACUCGUCGGCAUGGCAGUGGUGGCGAUGUGUUUCAGCCUCAUACAGACAGAGAUUGUGAUGUGGCUGCGCAAAUUCAGCGUGCAGGAUCAUGUGAUGCCGCAGGGCGAGGAUGUUGCGCUCGUCUCGGUGGCGGUUACGCCAAAAUCAUCCUGACAACGGCCGGCUGCUGAGCUGCUUGCCAUGGGUGGGGGAAGCGGCGGCGGCGGCAGCAAUGUCAAUUCAAGUGUACCGGCACCACUUGGCGGCUUUAGCGGCAACACACUGGGUCAUCAUCAGACCAUGUUUUUCGGACCAGCGCAUACACUCACACAAUACAGUUCGCUACCGCGUCGCUCAGCAGUAUCAGCUUUUCAACGCAACACACCCAUACGCCGCUCCACCGGCAUACCCGAACACCACAUGGAGUACUUUGUGCCGCGAAGCAUAAGCGAAUUUAAUUUGUCAGGCGUUGGCGACUUGGCGUUGCCUCCUCCGCGCCGUUAUUCACCCACUAUACAACAUACCGGCGGUGGCAUGGGCAUGGCUGUGGGACUACCGCAUGCACUGCAGCUGGGACCGCCACAGACGCUCAUUUGUACUGGACAGCCACCACCUCCGCCACAGCAAAUGCAGAUUUUAAUGAAGCCACGUGAAAAAAUGGUCACCUUUGAGGAUGAAUCGAAGGCAAUGAAUGCAGCGGCGGUGGCGGCGGCAGCAGGCGUGACCACAUCAAACGCCAGCACAGCGACACAUUGUCCACACGGCGUACCGACGACGCCACGCAAGGCGGGCGGCAUGGUUGGCGGUGGCGCAGAUAUUUUUAUGUGACGCGAAUCGUUGCGGUGACCACUUAGUCUGCUGCUAAGCGACAAAGCUAGCGACGACGCGGCAGCAGCAUAUGCUGCAAUGGGUGCCGCCGCUAUGCUCGACGACGGUAUCGGAGGUGCUGGUGCAAUUGGUGGCAUCACAGCGACAAC
This is a messenger RNA of Anastrepha obliqua, 2216 nucleotides long. RefSeq names its product TWiK family of potassium channels protein 7. The transcript has 5 exons. The record is from RefSeq and is a predicted model, not a curated record. Gene Ontology annotation, molecular function: potassium ion leak channel activity. NCBI's taxonomy places the organism in Eukaryota, Metazoa, Arthropoda, Insecta, Diptera, Tephritidae. The coding region runs from base 1 to 1413 and encodes 470 amino acids. Gene Ontology annotation, biological process: stabilization of membrane potential; potassium ion transmembrane transport. Gene Ontology annotation, cellular component: membrane.